This is a messenger RNA of Lactuca sativa (garden lettuce), 1605 nucleotides long. The record is from RefSeq and is a predicted model, not a curated record. NCBI's taxonomy places the organism in Eukaryota, Viridiplantae, Streptophyta, Magnoliopsida, Asterales, Asteraceae.
AUGAGAACGUCCUCGAAAUCUCGUCUUCGUGAUGAUGAUCGGAAAAUUAAUAAUGACAAGAAAACAGUUGAUCUUAAAACGAACAAACAUGCUUUCACUAAACCAGCCACAUGUGUUUUGCUGAAAUCGAAUGAGGCUAAGCCAAGGUUGAUUCCUUCAAAGGGUGUGUCUGGAUCUUCGACUAAUCCUAGCCGAAAAUCUAAAUGCUCAAAGAAUAAGAAAAAUAUUUCUAAAUCACCUGAGGGGAUGGUGGAAAGAUCACUCGAGAAUGUCAACUACACACCCGAGUUGAAGCACAAUUUGUUGAGCAUCUCUCAAAUUUGUGACAAGGGCUACUCGACACAUUUUACGGAUACAAAAUGUCUAAUUUUGAAGCCAGGCAUUUUCAUCCCAGAUGAAUGGAUUCUUGUUUCCGAGCACAAUGUUAUGCUGUGGCAUUAUCGGCUAGGACAUGCUUACGCAAAGAACCCGAAUCGACUUGCAAAGAAUGAAAUGGUGCGUGGGCUUCAUGUCAAAGAUUUCAUCACGUUUGAAAAGUGUGUGGCUUGCGCUCAAGGAAAACAUCACAAUGAUGUGUCUGGUUCCUGCUCUGGUUCGAAGGAAGUUAUUGAAGAUGAAGAAGAAGAUGUUGUGUACAGACCACCAUUGGUGCCUUCUACGACUCCUACGGUGGAUGAAGUUGUUACAAGUACUUCCUCAGGUUUGCCAUGUCAAAGAACCGAUCCCACUAAUGAAGCCAUUCCUCUGACACCCGCAGAAAGAGACUUCAUGAUCAGAGACACUUCCGCUGCCACGCAUCCUUUCAUGGAGUUACUCUUUCCUGAGUCGAUUACUAAUGAGUAUGUGGCCAGCACUUCUAAUGAUUCUAGAUCAUCCAAGGUGUUUGAUACAGCAAAUGACGGACACAUCAACAUCAACAACCUUCCCGUAAUGCUCAAUGACAUCAGCCAAGAGCUUCCCACCAAAAUACAACGCGAUCACCCGAUCAAAAACGUCAACGGUCAGUUGGGCGACGAUGUUAGAACGCGAAGACAGAGUAGAGACGUCAACACAUGUCUCUAUUCUUGCUUCAUCUCUCAAAUAGAGCCAAAGAAUAUCGAUAUGGCACUGAAUGAGCCCAGCUGGGUUGAUGCAAUGCAUGAAGAUCUGAAUCAAUUCGACAAGUUGAGGGUUUGGAAACUGAUUGAAUUACCUAAAGGCAAGAAGUCCUGUGACACGCGCUGGAUAGACGUCAAGACUACCUUCCUGUACGACGUUGUGAAGGAAGAAACAUACAUUGAUCAACCUCCUGGGUUUGUCAACUCAAAGUUUCCGAAUCACAUCUACAAGUUGGACAAGGCUUUAUACGGGUUACAUCAAGCUCCAAGGGCGUGGUAUGCAAUUCUUACAAAGCACUUGCUCAAGCAUGGAUAUACAAGGGGGACAAUUGAUCAAGCGAUGUUCAUUAAGCAUGUUGGUGCUGAUCAGAUUCUUGUGCAAAUAUACGUCGAUGACAAUAUAUUCGGGCCAACGUGUCCACAGUUGUGCAAGGAGUUCGAAGUCGUUAUGAAGAAGAGAUUCGAGAUGAGUUCUCUUGGAGAGAUGACCAUGUUUUUGGGGCUUUAG